Molecule: messenger RNA, 6212 nt
Organism: Labeo rohita (rohu)
Lineage: Eukaryota; Metazoa; Chordata; Actinopteri; Cypriniformes; Cyprinidae
Gene: whrnb
Product: whirlin b
Exons: 12
Coding region: 534-3425 (963 amino acids)
Biological process (GO): sensory perception of sound; auditory receptor cell stereocilium organization
Cellular component (GO): photoreceptor inner segment; stereocilium tip; plasma membrane
Molecular function (GO): protein binding
Source: RefSeq, a predicted model, not a curated record
CGGACUCAGUAGUAGCGACAAGAAAUCCGAGCGAGCCGCACUGACCACACACGCUCCUCUUCUGAGCGCAGCUGCCAAACUUGAAACGUUCGUUCUGUGUUUUUGUUUCCUUCUCGGUGCAGGACGCGUCUCACAACCUGUUUCUCAUCGCACAAUGUGUUACCAAAAGGAUUAAAGUCACUAUUACGGACGUCAAAUCCGCGCGGGACUUAUUUCGGGUUUGUUGCUUGCCUUUGGAAGAACAGUGUACUUUCGUAUACUAUAUAUAGCAUUUAAAGUGCUUAUUAAAGAAAUUUCAUUAAUGAUCAAAAGUUUCGAAACUGUAUUGCACUAGUUACUCUGCCAUUUUGCUGUAGUAGUGUUGUUAUUUUAAGUACGCGCUCUCAGACGAAGACUUACCUCAGCAUGGCUGGUCUCGCCACUGGUUUAACGCACGAAACGCGGUGCAUUUCUGUUUUUAGCAAGAGACAGUGACCGCGCUCUGUUCCUAAUGCCUGAUGUGAAAUCCCCCUGUGGUUUUGAGGUGUCCGAGAAUGAGCACGGAUCUGGAGCGCGCUUCUCUCAAGUCGGGCGCGAACUCCCUGGGCUCCGGUGGCCGCGCGCUCUCCGUUAACGUCAAGAAGUUGCACAACGCGCUCAACGUACUGCUCAACGACUUCGAGAGGGAGCAGUUCAUCCACUGUCUCAACGUGUAUCACGCCAAGCGCAAUGUCUUUGAUCUCGUGCAGACUCUCAAAGUCAUUCUCAACACACCUAACAAGCGCCAACUGUUACCCAUGCUGCGCCUGGUUAUACCCCGCUCGGACCAGCUGCUGUUCGACCAGUACACAUCGGAAGGGCUUUAUCUGAAAACAGAUCUGCUGGCUGCAGCCAGUGUCAAGCAUGAGUGCUCGGAAGACAUUAGCACCACGAACGCGCAUGCAGGAGCAUCCUCGGUGCACUUUCUGCUCGAGUCCGAGCAGGCCGGUCCCAGUCACGGAUCCAUGCGCGCCGCUCCUGUUUUCAGCACCACGGCUGAGGGGACAGCGGCAGCGAUGAUGCAAGAAGCACCUGAUGAAAUCCGUCAAGUUACGCUGAAAAGGAGCAAGAGCCACGAAGGCCUGGGAUUCAGCAUACGGGGUGGGUCAGAGCAUGGAGUUGGCAUCUAUGUGUCUUUGGUGGAGCCGGGAUCAUCCGCUGAGAGAGAGGGGCUCAGAAUUGGAGACCAGAUCAUGAAAGUCAAUAACAUGGUGUUUGACCGAGUCACUCAUGGAGAGGCAGUCAAGGUAUUGAAAGGUUCUAAGAAGCUUUCCAUGUCGGUCUGUUCUAUGGGACGGAUCCCAGGUGGUUACGUGACCAAUCAUGUGUACACAUGGGUGGACCCUCAGGGCCACAGUGUGUCCCCACCACCAGACUUGUUGGAGCAGCAUGGCUCAGGAGCAAGACUGUCAGACAUCCAGCAACAUGGCCACACACACAUUCGGCACGAGGGUGCUGAGAAGAAGGUGAAUAUCUCACUGGAUGAUGGGCGAUCUCUGGGUUUGAUGAUCCGUGGAGGUGCUGAGUAUGCUCUGGGCAUUUAUAUCACAGGAGUGGACCGAGGGUCUGCCGCAGAAUACAGCGGGCUAAAGGUGGGGGAUCAGAUUCUGGAGGUCAAUGGACGUAGUUUCUGGAGCAUUUCUCAUGACGAGGCCGUGCAGAUCUUGAAGAAUUCCCGCCACAUGCUGAUGACCAUAAAGGACGUGGGACGGCUGCCUCACGCACGCACUGUGGUGGAUGAGACCAAAUGGAUUCCCAGUGCACAGAUUGCAGAGAGCUCGGCCAAUAGCAAUACCCAGAGUGUUCUGCCUGUUGAUGUUGGAGCAGGAAGUUCAGGAAAGUCAAUCUGUUGUAAAAGUGUUGUGCCAGCAGUCGGAGCGGUACGUGCAGGAGCCUGGAGCUCACUGGAGGAACAGGCGUACAUGCUUUUGACAGAGACAGAGAGACAGACCAUGAGCUAUUACAUUCAAGAGUACCAGCGCGCGCACAUCGGAGUAGAGCCUCUGGCCAUGGCCCUGUUUGAACUCUUCAACACACAUGCCAAGCUGUCCUUGCUGGCUGAGGUGCGGGCUCUGAUCGCUCCGCAGGAUCUGGAGCGAUUCGACGGGCAGGUGUUACAUCGUGAGAUGGAGGCUUGGAGAGCUCGGCACGGAGGACAGGGCCUCCUGCACCCUGAUACUAUUUGCAUCACCCAUCCAGAGGGCCACAUCCCUGCUGCCUGCCAGCUGACCACUGCAGUCCCUGGCUACAACAAGAACGAGUGCAGGUUGGAUGGGAGUUUGAUGCCACUUGAGAGUCUAAAUUCUCUUCCUGAUGUUGCUCUGGACAAGAUGCAGCCGUCAUCCGAGUCACCCCCUGCGUUCAAGCCUCCCCCUCCACCUGUUCGACACGCCAGCCCUAAAAAUCAGACCAAACGACCUUCGUCCAAGCUGUCCCAGACCAAUCUGCUCUUUACCGCCCCCUGUAGGCGGCACCAGGAAAACCACACCCACAAUCACUCGCACUCACCCUGCUCUGCUCACAACUCCCCGUGUACCAUCCACCACACCGCUUCCACCUGCUCGGUCCAUCACACUCCUCCGCCAUGCUCUCACCAUCACAGCUCUCCACGAUCAUCAUCGUACCACGCUAGUCCUUCCUCUGGACCACCGUGUAGAGAUUUGGUUCAGUUUCUGAUGAGCAGGCAGGCGGCGGUGCUCUCCCCACACCCAGAGUCUCCAAAUCGUUCUAGAGAAGGCACCCCCAUGAUCUCUCCACGCUCCUCUCCGUCCCUUUCGCCUUCACUGCUAAUGCCUGCGCCGCCUCCCUGUAGCCCUGAGAAGCUCGAGGGCUCCCCCUCUACACACAGCUGUGGUGCGACCCAGACCAGCCCACUACAUCCUGAGCCAGAGGCGACAGAGGAAAGGCCUCAGCCCCAACUACGAGGAGCCACGCUGUCCCAGCUGUCAGACAGCGGACAGACUCUGAGUGAGGACAGCGGAGUAGAUAUCGCAGAGGCUGGGGGGUUGAGUAAGGACAGCAGCCCGCGACCAGGUAAACCUCCAUUCCUCCAGGUCACGGGUGACACACGCAGAGCGGAAGCACUCGCACAGGCCUCCGCAAAACAGGUGGGAAUAAUGGAGCCUACACUUGUACGGGUGCCCAAGUGUGCCAGUACACUAGGUAUUGCUGUUGAAGGGGGUGCCAACACCAGACAACCUCUGCCACGCAUUGCAACCAUACAGAAAGGGGGCUCCGCGCAUAUCUCUGGACAGUUACGGGUGGGUCAGGUGAUUCUGGAGGUGAACGGUGUGUCACUUAAAGGCAUGGAGCACCGGGACGCGACUCGGGUCAUUGCGGAGGCCUUUAAGACCAAAGACAAAGACUAUGUCGACUUUUUGAUCGCUGAGUUCAACUCUGCUCUGUAGAAGUCGUCCCUCGAGAGUUUUACUAGACGCCACUGCAAAGGCCUUGCACUUUACGUCAUGUCCGCACAGAGGGGCUGAAUGAGUCAUACUUGUCAUAUCUGAGUCACAAUUAGCUUAGAGUUCAAAAGCUGCAACACACCCACCUUACGUCUGUGUUCUCGCUUUAACAACGACCAGCUGCCACACACGUUCACUGAACAUGUUCCCAGUUUGUGCCGGUGGAUGAUCUGCAGAGCCAAGACUGAUGGUGACAUGUUAGAUAGGACAAGAUCAGGGUUAUAUCAAGUCUUUCAAAUUUGUGCCAUAUACACACACAUGCACGGAUACACACACGUUACCGUUAAAGUUUGGGGUCUGUAGGAUUUUUUAUGUUUUUGAAAAAUUCUCCUAUGCUCUUUUAUUUUUGUGUAUUUUAAUAUAUCUUACUCUGUUUACAGCCAUUACUCUAGUCUUUACUGUUAGGGUUACAUGAUCUGUUAGAAAUCAUUCUGAUAUGCUGAUUUGGUGCUCAAGAAACAUUUCUUAUUAUUAUCAGUGUUGAAAACUGUUGUGCUGCUAAAUAUUUUUAUGGAAACCAUGAUGCAUUGUUUUUUUUGUUUUUCACGAUUCUAUGAUGAAUGAAAAGUUUAAAAGAACAGCAUUCAUUUGAAUUAAAACACAUCUAUAUAUGUCAAUGAUCAGGUCUUCAUUGUCACUUUUGAACAAUUUUAAUGCAUCUUUGCUGAAUAAGUAUUAAGUAAAACAUUUACUGACCCCAAGCUUUUAAAUGGUAAUGUCGUGUGUAUAUAUCAUCAAAUCAUUCAUUCAUUUCAAUUCAUAUUUAUUAUAGCUAAUACGUAAUAUAUAAAGAUUUGCUGUCACAGUUCUUAAGAGAAAAUCGCAUAUAAUUUUAAUCAUAUUAUCAAAUGGAAUAGUCAUUUGUUUUGGAGGUGUUUUGUUACUCUUCCUUAUGGAAGCCUGUUUCCGCCACUGAAUUAAAAAAAAAUAAUAAUAAUAAAUAAAUAAAGUCAGAAUUGCGAUGUUUAAACUUGCAAUUGUGAGAUAUAAAGUCAGAAUUACGAGACUCACCGUUGUGAGAUAUAAAGUCAGAAUUGCGGGAUUUAAACUUGCAAUUGCGAGAAAUAAAGUCAGAAUUAUGAGAUACAGACUUGAAAUUGAGAAAUAUAAAGUCAGAAUUGCAGGAUUUAAACUUGUAAUUGGGAUGAAUAAAGUUAGAACUGCGAGAUAUAGAGUCAGAAUUGUGAGGUAUAAACAAUUGUGAGAAAUAGUCAGAAUGGCGAGAUAUAAACACAAUUGUGAGAAAUAAAGUCAGAAUUACGAGGCAUAAACUUGCAGUUGUAAGAUAUAAAGUUAGAACUGCAAGAUAUAAACUUGCAAUUGCAGGAAAUAAAGUCAGAAUUGUGAGAUAUAAAGUCAAAAUUGUGAGAAAUAAAGUCAGAAUUGCAAGAUAUAAACUCGCAAUUGUAAGAUGUCAGAAUAUGACCGAUAUGCCGUAUAAACUCAAUUACGAGAAAUAAAGUACAAUUACAUUCUGAGAAAAAAGUCAGAAUUGUGAGUUUAUAUCGCAGUUCUGACUUUAUAACUCAAUUAUACGUUUAUUGAGUUUGUAUAAUGCAAUUCUGAGAAAAAAAGUAAGAAUUAUGAGAUGUGAACUUGUAAGAAAACAUGUCAGAAUGAACUCGAAUAAAAAGUCGUAUUUACCUUUUUUUCUUUUUUUUUUUAAUUCAGUGGCUGAAACGGGCUUCCAUACUUCCUUGAUUCCGAAGGUGUUUGAUAUAUUCUUUGAUGAAAGGAACGGAAUUCAGUAUUAGUAGAUAAGUGAAGUGAUAUAAAUACACUAUUGUAAUAUGUGAAUGGAGAUCAGAGUUAUUCCUGGACAGACAGAGCGAGGAGGAGGAUUCUAGAAUGUUUUCUCAUUCUGUUUUUUUUUUUUUCUGUUCUCCUUUUCUUUCCCUCUCUGUCUGUCUUUCUCUAUCUCCCUCUCACACACACUCAAAAUCAGCUUUUUUUAAAGCUCUUAUGUCAGUGUGCAUACUUCAAAGACGGGUUAUAGAGAGGUAUAAUGAAGAAAUGCAUAGCAGUAUUUUUUGAAGAGAUCAGAUGUUCAGUGUUUGAAUUAUAUGUAAAUGCAUGGCUCCAGAUUAUGCAACAUACAGAGAGAGUUAUUGUACAUAGGUAAAAUAAUGUAAAACUGUAUAUAUUUUAUUUAUGUAAUAUAUUUUUUGCACAUACUGUUGAUAUAAUGUUUUCAAUGACUACAUCAAAAACAUUAAAUCCCUUAAAUAUAAAACCAAAACAUCAAUACUUAAAAUAGUAAGAUAGAAGUAUAUUAGUUUUUCAACCCCAAAGGAUGUUCUGUUCCCUUCAGAUGUUUUAUCCAUACACCACAUACCAUUAUGCAGAUAGUCUGUCUUUAAGUUGAUAAAAAUCUUCUUUUUGUUCAUUUGAUGCUUGUCAUUUGUUGUACUUUGCAAUGUGAAACACACAUAAUAUUGUAACUUUACAGGAAUUAAAUUAUCAUAGGCUGAUUACAGAACAACACCGUAUAAAGACAGCGCACAAUCCGAGGGUAUCAAUAUUAUGCCUGAAAUAUUUAUGAUUUAUGCCAAACUGGAAAAGAGACUUAAAUAAAUAUUUAAAGACUGAAUUAAACGUCUUACUGAUUUUUUUAUUUCUUGGUUAUAUAAUAUUGGUUAAACAUCCUGGUCUUUUUUCUGGUGAAGCAGUGUUUUGGUGCCCUCAUGUGUUCAAAUGAAGCACAUGGUUUUGAUUUCAAAGGUUUGCAGU